This is a messenger RNA of Aspergillus candidus, 2044 nucleotides long. It is a transcript of the gene act1, whose product is annotated as actin ACT1. The record is from RefSeq and is a predicted model, not a curated record. The transcript has 6 exons. NCBI's taxonomy places the organism in Eukaryota, Fungi, Ascomycota, Eurotiomycetes, Eurotiales, Aspergillaceae. The coding region runs from base 271 to 1398 and encodes 375 amino acids.
CUAGCCGCCUCCCUUUUCCCUCCCUUUUCCCUCCUUCUUUCCCUCUUUUUCCCACCUUAACUAACCAACUUUCCACCACCAAAACAUCUCCAUCCCUACAUCCAUCUCUCUCCUUCUCUCCUCUUCUUUCCUUCCUCUCUCCUCCCUCUUACCUCUCUCUCGACCUUCCACCACUCCAUCUACUCCUUCAAUUCUCCCAUUCCAUUCUCUUUUUCUUCGUCCUUCUUUCUCCCUUUCUCCCCGUAGUUUUUAAUCUCCAUUUCCGUCAUCAUGGAAGAAGAAGUCGCUGCUCUCGUUAUCGACAAUGGUUCGGGUAUGUGCAAGGCCGGUUUCGCCGGUGACGAUGCUCCCCGUGCUGUCUUCCCCUCCAUUGUCGGUCGUCCCCGUCAUCAUGGUAUCAUGAUUGGUAUGGGCCAGAAGGACUCGUACGUCGGUGACGAGGCUCAGUCCAAGCGUGGUAUCCUCACCCUGAGAUACCCCAUCGAGCACGGUGUCGUCACCAACUGGGAUGACAUGGAGAAGAUCUGGCAUCACACCUUCUACAACGAGCUCCGUGUCGCCCCCGAGGAGCACCCCGUCCUCUUGACUGAGGCCCCCAUCAACCCCAAGUCCAACCGUGAGAAGAUGACCCAGAUCGUCUUCGAGACCUUCAACGCCCCCGCCUUCUACGUCUCCAUCCAGGCCGUCCUGUCCCUGUACGCCUCCGGUCGUACCACCGGUAUCGUCCUGGAUUCCGGUGACGGUGUCACGCACGUGGUCCCCAUCUACGAGGGUUUCGCCCUGCCCCACGCCAUCUCGCGUGUCGACAUGGCCGGCCGUGACUUGACCGACUACCUGAUGAAGAUCCUGGCCGAGCGUGGCUACACCUUCUCCACCACCGCCGAGCGCGAAAUCGUCCGUGACAUCAAGGAGAAGCUCUGCUACGUCGCCCUCGACUUCGAGCAGGAGAUCCAGACCGCCGCCCAGAGCUCCGGCCUCGAGAAGUCGUACGAGCUGCCCGACGGACAGGUCAUCACCAUCGGCAACGAGCGCUUCCGUGCCCCCGAGGCCCUCUUCCAGCCCAGCGUUCUGGGUCUGGAGAGCGGUGGCAUCCACGUCACCACCUUCAACUCCAUCAUGAAGUGUGAUGUUGAUGUCCGUAAGGAUCUGUACGGCAACAUCGUCAUGUCUGGUGGUACCACCAUGUACCCCGGUAUCUCCGACCGUAUGCAGAAGGAGAUCACCGCCCUGGCGCCCUCGUCCAUGAAGGUCAAGAUCAUCGCGCCUCCGGAGCGCAAGUACUCCGUGUGGAUCGGUGGUUCCAUUCUGGCCUCUCUGUCCACCUUCCAGCAGAUGUGGAUCUCCAAGCAGGAGUACGACGAGAGCGGACCCUCGAUCGUCCACCGCAAGUGCUUCUAAGGUAUUUCUCCCUGAUACCCUUCAGCAUAUGAGUCUAUCCUGUCAGAUGACUGACUUGUACAGCUCUUGCGCGUGAUUCGUUCGUACUUCCCUGUAUUAAAAGACCGGAGCUGUGGUGACUGGCGGGCCUUCUCUGGACUCGCACUAGGGAGAUUGUCUGAAAAAGGGCAUUGUUUUCGGCUGUGGAAUAGAGAUGGGUCGAUUUGGGAGACGCUGUGUCACGCGGUGCAGGGGCAACUCUGCCGGCAGCAAGGCGGGAAGAGGAGAGUUCGGAGGAGUAACGGUGCGACGGACCGCGGAGAUGGACAUGGGAACCGUGUGGUGAAAGCUGGAGACCCCGACCCCGUUUCACGUUUCAUAUAGUUCGACACUUCCUGUGUGAAUCCCGGUUUUUUCUUUUUUUUUUUUUUUUAACCAUGUCGUGCCGUUUCUUGCGAUCUUCUCGCCUACGGGCUGGGUUACAUAUCCUAUCUUCUUACCAUGCUGCUGAGAAUGUUGAUUUCCGUGGAGUGAUUAGCAAGGUUUCUUUAUCUCUUAUGAUAACUUUUUUUUUCUUCACCUUUGUUUGGUUGAGUGUAUGACCAUUCGCAUAUAUAGUCGUAUUAGAUGAGGUGGUCUACUGUAGUUAUAGAUCAAUGAUCUAAGA